Molecule: messenger RNA, 2776 nt
Organism: Drosophila arizonae
Lineage: Eukaryota; Metazoa; Arthropoda; Insecta; Diptera; Drosophilidae
Gene: trn
Product: tartan
Molecular function (GO): protein binding
Source: RefSeq, a predicted model, not a curated record
UGAGGAAAACCCACACACAUACACACAUCGAAGGCGAAAUUAACCGCAAAAAGCAAAUCGACGCCGGAAGGCGUUAACCACAAUAACAACAACAACAACARCAACAGCAACAAAAGCAACAAAAACAAAAUGCAACARCUACAAAAGUUGAUCUGCAUCUGCAGCUGCAUCUUGGUCAGCAUCUGUGUGAGCCAAACGAUGGCAUUGGCCAACUGCCCGCCCGGCUGCCAGUGCGACGACAACACCCUGGUGGUGCAGUGCGGCGAGGGCCAGCUGGACGUGCUGCCCAUUGCACUGAAUCCCUCGAUUCAGCGCUUGGUGAUCAAGAGCAACAAGAUCAAGACCAUCGACUCGUCCAUUCAGUUCUACGCGGAGCUGACGUUCCUGGAUCUGUCGCARAAUCAUCUGAUGACCAUACCACAGCGCACRUUCGCCUACCAGAAGAAGCUGCAGGAGGUGCAUCUCAAUSACAACAAGAUCGGCCAGAUCAGCAACAAGACCUUCAUUGGCCUGUCCGCCGUGACGGUGCUCAAUUUGCGUGGCAAUCUGAUCUCGGAGCUGCAUCAGGGCACCUUCUCGCCGCUGCUGAAAAUCGAGGAGCUGAAUCUGGGCGAGAAUCGCAUUGGCUUCAUCGACCCCAAGGCAUUCGAUGGUCUGAAGCAGCUGCGCAUUUUGUACUUGGAUGACAAUGCGCUGACCACUGUGCCAGAUCCCGUGCUGUUCCAGGCCAUGCCCAGCCUGGCUGAGCUCUUCCUCGGCAUGAACUCGCUGCUGACCAUCCAGUCGGGCGCUUUCAAGGAUCUGAAGGGCCUGACCCGGCUGGAGCUGAAGGGCGCCAGCCUGCGGAACAUCUCGCACGACAGCUUCCUGGGCCUGGAGGAGCUGCGCGUCCUGGAUCUUUCCGACAAUCGACUGCCGCGCAUUCCCUCGGUGGGCCUCAGCCACCUGGUGCGCCUGGAGCAGCUGUCGCUGGGCCAAAACGAUUUCGAGCUGAUCAGCGAGGGCGCCUUCGUGGGCCUGAAGCAGCUGAAGCGCCUGGACAUCAACGGAGCCCUCAAGCUGAAGCGCGUGAUGACGGGCGCCUUUGCGGCCAAUGGAAACCUGGAGUAUCUGAACCUGUCGUCCAACAAAAUGCUCGUGGAGGUGCAAGAGGGCGCCCUCAGCGGACUGCCCCAUCUGCGUCAUGUUGUGCUGAAGGCCAAUGCCUUGACCUCGCUGGCCGAGGGNCUGGUUCUGUAUCGCUGCCGGCACAAGAUUCGCGAGUACCUCAAGGGCGGCGUCUGGGGCAACUCGGCGCUGGGCCGCAAGGAGCGCGAGUACCAGAAGACUUUCUGCGACGAGGACUACAUGUCGCGGCUGCAGCAUCAUCCCUGCUCCCUGGGCAUCCACUCCACCUUCCCCAACACCUACACGGCACCGCAUCAGGCCACCGCCGGACCGCAUCACCACUACGGCAUGUGCCCGAUGCCCAUCAACGAUCUGAAUGCCGUCGAUGGCCAGCACAAGUUCCAGCAGCUGCAGGUGCCGAUGUCGGCGACGCUGAUGCACGAGAAGAAGCUGAACAACAACAAGAGCCUGGCGGGCACCGUCGACGACAGCGCCAGCUUCGUGCUGCACAUGAAGACGGCCACGAUGGGACGCGAUCCGCAGCAGCAGCUGCAGCAGCAGCAGGCGCAGGCGCAACAGCAGCAAUCGCACCCACAGCAAUCCAAGCUCAAUCACUAUACGAAGCCGCAGUUUCUGGCCGCCACGGCGACCGUUGGCGACUCCUGCUACUCGUACGCGGAUGUGCCCAUGGUGCAUGCCCCGCAAACGCUGCGCGUCACCCACGAGCACUUCAAGCAGCGCGAGCGCGAGCCCCGCGACUUCGCCUGCGAUGCGGAUGCCAGCGGCGAAAUGAUGGAUCCCAAUUACAUCUACAGCAAUGCGCACUACUCGCUGCCCCUGGAGCAGAUGGGCCGCAGCAAGACGCCGACGCCGCCGCCGCUGCCGCCAGCGCUGCCGCUGCGCAACGGGCUGUGCGCCACCACCGGGCGCCGCUCCUUCCAGCACAAGUCCGCGCACAACAACAACAACAGCAGCAAUGCGAGCACCAUGCGCCAGUUCACGCACUGAUCCUCGGAGCACUAUCGUCGCAGGCAGCUGAGCAUCUAUGCUUAGUCGUGUCGUGCCGUUGUCAACUGUGAUGCCAAAACUCCACCCGCCCUACCGCCCUCCCCGAUUGCUCCCCUCUCCCAUAACCACAACAACAACAACAGCAACAAGCACUUAAGCGUAAUCUGAAGAAAUUUUAGUAGUAGAGCACAUAAGAUACUAACGGGCAGCGUUUACACGUGUCGCAAUCGAGAUCAACUGAAACUAUAUACAUAUAAAUUAUAUAGUGCAUUAUCUUGACAGUCUAAAAUUAACAAGGUUUUCUCUUCUAUUUUUGUAGAGUAUUUGCCUAAAAUACUCACGAGCCGACCACGUGUAAACGCCGCUUGAGACAUAAGUUAAACGAACAUAAUUCAAGAAACUUGAUCAAACUCUAUUAUUCUGUAUAUAAGCACGAAACAAAAAACUCAAUGCGAUCUCUAUGCACUUUGACUACUUACUGUCUUUCUACUACUAUUUUUCCAUUACAGCAAAACAGAAAAAAGCAAAUUGUAUUUAUUUAGCACGUAAGCAGCCUAGUUUGUAAAUUAACUUAAACAAAAUAUUAGACUAAGAAAACAUUGAAAAGAAAUCAACAAAGCACUGAGAGUCACUUGUAAGUUUAAUUUAAAUUAUUUCAAAC